GCCUCCUUUGUUUAAGAAGCUGUGAAGGAAGCGGACUCAGCUUUGUUCUCAUUCUUCCUGUUAUUUUUGAACUGUUUGGCAGUUAAUUCCGCACCAUGCCUGAACCCUCCAAGUCUGCUCCGGCCCCGAAGAAGGGCUCCAAGAAGGCGGUAACCAAGGCUCAGAAGAAGGACGGCAAGAAGCGCAAGCGCAGCCGCAAGGAGAGCUACUCCGUGUACGUGUACAAGGUGCUGAAGCAGGUCCACCCGGACACCGGCAUCUCGUCCAAGGCCAUGGGUAUCAUGAACUCGUUCGUUAACGACAUCUUCGAGCGCAUCGCGGGAGAGGCGUCGCGCCUGGCGCAUUACAACAAGCGCUCUACCAUCACCUCCAGGGAGAUCCAGACGGCCGUACGCCUGCUGCUGCCCGGCGAGCUGGCGAAGCACGCCGUGUCCGAGGGCACCAAGGCCGUCACCAAGUACACCAGCUCCAAAUGAGCCAGGCCGCAGCGGAGCGAGCGAACUACAUCCAUCACUUCGUGCUUGAGAAGGGAUCCUUCUGAAGUCAUCAGAAUAAUUAACCUCAUCAGAGUACUCAGAAUGACAUCUACUAUGGAUUCUCCGCUUCUGCCAUCCUGACAAUCCUCUGAUACAUUUUUGUUGGAUCCAAAAUCUUGGUGGAGGGAAAUCCCUGAACAACAUCCUGACUUCUUAAGGUGGGAUGCUUAUCUCCUUAGGCUACAUCAGACUGUAGUUGUUGCUACCUUCAAGCCUAGUGUUAAAUUUUCACAGUGGCCACACCAUGGAACAUAGACCUCUACAAACCACAAAUCAUGACUUUCAAUAAUUUUUAAGUUGUAAUUUGAUGGAGUUAAGAAAUAUAGAAGAAUAUAUACCAUUCAUCUGCACCGUGCCCUGCUGCUCCAGUGUCCUGGACCUCAGUCCAUCCUAUGUAGGAAGAUGAUAGCCUGCAAUAGGACUUUAAGGCCACUCUCAUUCCAUACCUAUUUUCUAGAUGAACAAACCGAUGCACAGAGAAGGGGAGUAUUUUGUCUAAAUAGCUAGAGGAUCAGUGACAGAAUCAGUUUAUAAACCUCAUGGUAGUAGCCAUCAGUGUACAAAUGAUAGAUUUUGUGGUCUUUUGUUAUCAUCAAACUAAAUUCUUUCAAAACAAAUGGAGAUGACCCAUUCGUAUUUGUUUUAAUAGUGAAAAAGAUGCCAUUCUUUAUUUGAAAAAAAAAAAAGUUUCUCCCUCUUGUUCCCAAGAACAGGAAAAAAAAAAAAAGGCAAUUUUUUUUUUUUUUUUCUUGGAGAAUACAGGUAAAAUUCUCUUUGGAGGGUCCUAUAGCUCUACCCUAUCAUCAUUGCUCUACCCUAUCAUCAUUGCACAAUUAACAACUUUUGCCUUUCCUGUGGGAAACAAGCAUGUAUAGCAAAGUCUGCCUGUUGAUUAUAGUACUGAAAUUAAGACAAACUAAACUCCGUCUGUAACUUUUCCAGAAGACAGUGUUUGAAAAUUGCAACUUAUACUCACACAAUGCUUGCAGACACCCUGUAUUUCAAUUGUUGGAAAUUUGUGCCACCAAGGAGCAGAGAGAAACCUGCCCACUGAAAUUGCGCCAUGUGAGACAUGGAGUUGUUGUUAUAUCUCUUAUCUGACCAUUAUUUCUGCCUUGACAGCAGUAAUGAAAUAGACAAGAAGAGGCCUCUCCCUGAAGCAGCAGCCCCCCUGGGAAGACCCUUUAUACUCAUUCUCCCAGAGGGUCAGCAAUCCAGGUUUGCCCAAGUGAAAGGCUAAAGUAUCACUGUGGAUGAGACCUGAAUGCUGUUUAAUUAUUUGCAAUAGAUACAAUGUAGUUAUUUUUAAAGUAGACGUUUAAACAUUAACCUAUCCUUAUUCUUAGUUUCUUUUGUCCUCCUCAUUCCAAAGAACCAAAACUAGGCCUAGUCCGGGGGAAGGGAGUCAUACACCCCUGAUUUCUAUGGGCUGUUCUAUUUAAAGGAAGGCAGCUAUUAUGGGGAGAAUUUUAUCUGCCUCCCCCAGCCUCGCUGAACCCUCAGAAUGUAACCAUAUUUAGGGAUAGAGUCUUUAAAGAGGUAAUUAAAUUAAAAUGAGGUCCUUGGAAAGUGGGUAGGUCCUACUCCAAUAUGACUAGUGUCCUUUUAAGAAGAUGAAAUUUGGAUGCAGACAAGUACAGAGGGAACACAUGUGAAGAUAGAGGGGGAAAGAUGGCUGUCUACAAGCUAAGGAGAGAGGCCUAUAACCCAUCCUUCCCUCACAGCCCUCAGAAGGAAACAGCCCUGCUGGCACCUUGAUCUCAGACUUCUAGACUCCAGAACAGUGAGAAAACAAAUUUCUGUUUUUUCAUCCACCCAGACUGAGGUACCUUGUUAUGACAGCUGUAGCAAACUAACAAAGCAGCCAAUAUGUUACUAUAAUGUUACAAUCCCAAUCCUCUGUCUCUUUAGCUGUAGACCAAAGAUACCACUAGCACUUACCUCAUUUGAUUGGAAAAAUAAAUUAGAUAAUGCACAGUAUCCAAAGAUAGUACACACUUAAUAAAUGACAGCCAAUAACUACUGUGACUUUUUCCCCUAUAUGCCAAAAGCAAGAUGUAAGUGCUGUACAGUUUACUGCUUGAGGGCAGAUCCUUGAGUGAAGAGCCAUGACGUAAACUCUGACAUUCAAUAAUCCCUCAAAUGACAAAAUAUUAGAGCAAACGAAAUGAAGAACUUCCAGAUGUACCGGAGAUAAGCAAGAGAAAUACGUGAAUGGGAAUAAAAUGCUGAAAAUAGCAAAAACAAAUAGAGCACCAAAGGAAGGUCAUUCUUAUAAUCUGAAUUAGUAAAGAACCUACUCUAAAGCAGCCUAAACAGGUGGAAGGAACAUAGGCCCUGGAAAACCUUUUGUGACUGAAGUUCUGCCCAGUACUUGUUAGCUGGUUAUCUUGGAUGCUGCUUCAGUGAGCCUGUGUGUAUGAUCAGGCCACACAAGAUGGCUGUUCUCUUGCUCUCUGUACAUCCCCUGAUCGAACAGUCCCUGCUUCACCUCACCCUAGUCACAGGACUGACCUUUCCUCUUAAUCAUAGAGCUUAUCAGUAUCUGCUUAAGUGCUUGCCCCAGCUCCAACCAGAAAUUUUUCUGAUUCUUAGAACAGAACGGCUCCAGCAUGCUGGGUUAUUAAAGAGAAAUAUCUGCCCCCUUGAUGGUUGUUAACCAAAGGGACAGUGAGGGAUGUCCUCCUCUGCUGGUUUCCCCGGUAACUGAUGAGCCCACCUGACAUCAGUCCCCCCUAUAACUGGUAUACUGGUACACCCCCCACCCAACCCCCACCAUGAAGACUGCUGCCAUGUCCUGUCUGCUGUUGGUACAGAGUGGGGAGUCACUCUAGAACUUUGCUUCAGACAUGUAAGAUCCCCUGUUCAAUAAACCAUUGAUGUCUCUG
This is a messenger RNA of Balaenoptera musculus (blue whale), 3424 nucleotides long. Its product is annotated as histone H2B type 1-N. The coding region runs from base 96 to 476 and encodes 126 amino acids. The record is from RefSeq and is a predicted model, not a curated record. Gene Ontology annotation, cellular component: nucleosome. The transcript is spliced from 2 exons. Gene Ontology annotation, molecular function: structural constituent of chromatin; protein heterodimerization activity; DNA binding. NCBI's taxonomy places the organism in Eukaryota, Metazoa, Chordata, Mammalia, Artiodactyla, Balaenopteridae.